Nezara viridula (southern green stink bug) is the source of this 324-nucleotide messenger RNA. NCBI's taxonomy places the organism in Eukaryota, Metazoa, Arthropoda, Insecta, Hemiptera, Pentatomidae. The record is from the annotation of a GenBank genome assembly.
AUGCGGGGGCGUGGGGGUGAAAUAACCCCCAACCAUCCCCCCCCAAAGGGGCGGAACCACCCCUAUAUAUAUCUGCCCCGGCCUCCGCCGUUGGCCACUACAACUCCCAGCACUACCCGAGCUGUCUCGUUUUCCAGGUCAGUAUUCGUAUUCGAAAUAUACAGAGAAGAUAAGAUGUAUAAGCAGUCAGUUGCUUGCUUGCUGGCCCUCAUGAUGGUCUUGGCGCUGACAGAGGCCCGCUACCUCCCGACCAGGUCUCAGGAUGACAGGCUCCUCAGGCUUCGUCAGCUCCUCAAGGAUGAAUUUUACUUAAAGGCAUUAUAG